Molecule: messenger RNA, 1662 nt
Organism: Coffea eugenioides
Lineage: Eukaryota; Viridiplantae; Streptophyta; Magnoliopsida; Gentianales; Rubiaceae
Product: cytochrome P450 93A3-like
Exons: 2
Coding region: 1-1566 (521 amino acids)
Cellular component (GO): membrane
Molecular function (GO): heme binding; oxidoreductase activity, acting on paired donors, with incorporation or reduction of molecular oxygen, NAD(P)H as one donor, and incorporation of one atom of oxygen; iron ion binding
Source: RefSeq, a predicted model, not a curated record
AUGGCCAAUUUCUCAAAUGCUCUUUUCUAUGGCCUUUUGUUCUUCAUCUGGUUCGCUGCCACCACCUUCUUCCGUUAUGUUCUAAAGAAACGAAAAAAUGGUUCUAAACCAGUUCGACACCCUCCAAGCCCUCCAUCACUGCCCAUCAUCGGCCAUCUUCACCUGCUUGGCUCCAUAGCAUCCAAGAGUUUCCAAACCUUAGCCAACCAAUACGGGCCGCUCAUUCGGCUCCGUAUUGUUUCAUCCACAGUUGUUGUUGUCUCCAACGCUGCCGUUGCCAAAGAGUUCUUGAAGAAUAAUGAGAUGAAUUUUGUGUCCAGGCCACAAUUUGGGGCCGCAGAUUUUAAUAUCUAUGCUGGCUCUGAAUUUGUUAACGCGGAAUACGGCCCCUAUUGGCGUUUCAUGAAGAAACUUUGCAUGACUGAGCUUCUUUCCGUGCCACAGGUCAACCGGUUUGUUGACAUCAGGAGGCAAGAGAUGAUGAAGUUGUUGGAGAUUCUUGUCAGUUUUUCAGAAGAAGGGAAGGCUUGUAAUUUGGGAGUGGAACUUAUGACCAUGACUAAUAAUGUGGUUAGCAGGAUGGCCAUGAGCACCAGAUGCACGCCUGCUCUUGAUGAAAGUAAGCUCCUGUGGGAGUUUGUGAAGGAGAUUCUUGAGCUUGCGCCCAAGUUUGCUUUGGGAGAAUUAUUUGGUCCUAUAGGCAAAUUUGAUUUGUUUGGAUAUGGGAAGAGGGUGAAGGCCUUGAUCUCGAAGUUUGAUUCAUUGGUGGAGAAGAUAAUGGUGGAACAUGAGAACGAGUUGAACUCCUCUAGUAAGGAAAGGAAGGACAUGAUGGAUAUUCUCUUGGAGAUUCACAGGGAUAAAACUGCUGAAGUCAAGCUGAGUAGAACUGACAUCAAAUCAUUUCUUAUGGAACUUUUCAUGGCAGGCACUGAAACAGUGAGUGUGGCACUGACUUGGACGCUAGCAGAGCUCAUAAAUCAUCCAAAGGUGUGCCAGCAGCUUAGAGAUGAAAUCACUACUGUUGUGGGAUCAAAAAGACUAUUCCAAGAAUCUGAUGUUCCAAAGCUUCCUUACCUGCAAGCAGUUGUUAAAGAAAGCCUAAGGCUACAUGCUCCUGCACCCUUGAUAUUUCGUAGAUGUGGUGAAGAUUGCAAAAUCAACGGCUAUGAUAUCUUGGCUAAUGAGAGGAUAGCAUUCAAUGUCUUUGCUAUUAUGAAGGACCCGAGUUCAUGGGACAAUCCGCUCGAAUUUCUACCGGAAAGGUUCAUGGUGGGAUCUCGAGACGCUUAUGAUGAUUACCAGAUGGAUAUUAAGGGACAAAAUUUCAAUAUUUUUCCAUUUGGGAGUGGAAGAAGAGGGUGCCCUGGUGCAUCACUUGCCUUAGCAGUGGUUCAUUCAGCAGUUGCCCUGCUUGUUCAGUGCUUUGAUUUUAGAGUGCAGGGAGGAGAAAAGAUAAACAUUGAAGAAGGGCCAGGGUUAUCUGCUGGCUUGGCUCAUCCACUCAUGUGCUAUGUUACUCCGCAUCUUAAUCCUUUGGAAAUAGUUGUUAACGAGGCCAAAUAACUAGAGAAUUAGAAUCUUGUUUUUUAUUGCAGCUAGAAGCUGUUCAUGUUACUAAUUCCCGUAAUGCUUAAAUUUCUCUUUUUAUAAAUAAAGAAU